Molecule: messenger RNA, 1071 nt
Organism: Scedosporium apiospermum
Lineage: Eukaryota; Fungi; Ascomycota; Sordariomycetes; Microascales; Microascaceae
Exons: 9
Coding region: 1-1071 (356 amino acids)
Molecular function (GO): methyltransferase activity
Source: RefSeq, a predicted model, not a curated record
AUGUCCGAGACCCCGGAGGACUUCAUCCAAGCAGAUGAAUCGAACCCUUAUGAUUCAGAAGAUGAGCUGCAGGGUGCCGAUGUUGGAACCGUCCAGUCAUCUCUGACAUCAAUAAGCGAGAGCCUAAUGAAAGGUGUGGUCGGCGAGGGCCAGCGAACUUAUGCGGCCUAUGGAAAAGAGGAAUAUGGAUUCCCCAUGGACGACAAGGAACUAGACAGGAUCGAUCUCUGUCACGUCAAAUACUCGGCAUUGCUGGAUAAGCAUCUCUUCUUUGCUCCCAUCGAGGAUCCCCAGCGAAUAUUAGAUUUGGGCUGUGGCACUGGAAUCUGGUGUAUCGACAUGGCGGAGGAAUACCCCGGUGCGCAGAUCCUCGGCGUCGACAUUGCGCCCACACAACCAGAAUGGGUUCCCCCUAACUGCCAGUUCGAAUUGGACGAUAUCGAGCAAGAGUGGACGUGGAAGAAAAACGCCGCCGAUUUCAUUUUUUGCCGAGACCCCAUCUUCUCAAUCCGAGACUUUCCCAAGCUUAUCGACCAAUGUUAUAAACAUCUCAAACCAGGUGGUUGGGUCGAGUUCCAGUGCGUCACCGGCGUCCUGAAAUGCGACGACGGAAGCAUCCCCAAAGAUUCUCAUUUGCAAGUCAUGGCCAACAACGUCCAAAUCGCCAGCGAAAAAUUCGGCACCCCCAUCGACGACCCGAGCCGCUGGAGGGGAUGGUUCGAGGCUCGCGGCCUCGAGAACGUUGUCGAGAAAGUCUUCAAGAUGCCGUGCAGCCCCUGGCCCCGCGAUGAGCGUCUGAAGCUUGUCGGUGCUUGGGAGCAGUAUAACUUGUUGAACAAUCUCGAGGGUAUGACGAUGAGGCUGUUCCAAAAGACCAUGGGGUGGACGGAGGAAGAGAUUCUUGUUUUCUCUGCGUUGUUGAGGAAGGAUCUGAAGAAUUUGAGCUUUCACGGCUACUGGCCAUAUUAUGUUGUCUAUGGUAGGAAGCCAUUGGAUGCAGAAGAAGCCGCCGAUGCGCAAGAGCUGGGCACUUCCCCGACAACGGCGCAGCCUGUCGGAGAGACAACCUGA